This is a messenger RNA of Aspergillus sclerotioniger CBS 115572, 747 nucleotides long. Its product is annotated as short-chain dehydrogenase. The transcript has a single exon. The coding region runs from base 1 to 747 and encodes 248 amino acids. NCBI's taxonomy places the organism in Eukaryota, Fungi, Ascomycota, Eurotiomycetes, Eurotiales, Aspergillaceae. The record is from RefSeq and is a predicted model, not a curated record.
AUGGCUUCCAAAGUCCUUGCUCUCAUUACCGGCGCUAAUCAAGGCAUCGGCUUCGCAACCGCACGGCAGCUUGCCAAUUCGGGCAAAUUCCACGUGCUGGUUGGGGCGCGCUCGGCGUUGAAGGCUGAGGCUGCAGUUAAGGAGCUGGAAUCAGAUGCAGCAGACAAAUCGGCUCUCACAGCUAUUACAAUCGAUGUGACUGAUGAUGCAUCCAUCACUGCUGCCGCCCACACUGUGUCAGAGGCAUUCGGGCGGUUGGACAUCCUGAUCAACAAUGCAGGUAUUGCACAGGCACCAGACACAACCCUGCGUGAGCAGUACCGUCAAAUCUUCGAGGUCAACGUGUUCGGAAUGGCGGUUGUCAUGGACGUGUUCCUCCCACUUCUACGUGCGUCGACGUAUCCCGAUCGCCGCAUCGUCAAUGUCACCUCCGGGCAGGGCCUGAUCAGCAGAGCGGGCAAGAAAAAUCACCCAUCCAGCGCCAAGACCUUUUUCAUACCUGACUACCGCAGCAGCAAAGCAGCGGUAAAUAUGAUCACGGUCGCAUACUCGGUGAAUCUGGCCGAUGAAAAGAUUGCCGUCAUAGCGGCUGCCCCAGGCUACUGCCGCACGAACCUCAACAGUGGCCAGGGAGUCAAGGAGGCAAGUGAUGGCGCCAAGGUCGUUGUGCGCGCUGCCACAGAGGGCGACCCAGAAAAUCUGAGUGGCACAUACCUUGCUGACGAGAACUGGAGCCUUGGAUGGUGA